AUGAGCUACCAGACGUCUCCAUCGUCUAUUUUCUCCCCGUCCUCUCUUUCCUCUGCAAUUAUCGCUCCCUCCUCUCUCGUCCGUGCAUCGCUACCCCGUUCCUCUCCCCUUCUGCGUCAGCUCAAUCUAAACUCGUCCGCCACUCGCUCCCAUGCUGCAACCUCCGUGUUUCACGGCGCGUUUGACGGCCUGCACCGUCAGAAGCUCCCCAGCAACCCCUCCUCCUCCUCUCUUUCUCACUCCGCGGCCUUCCACGAAGCUGCGGACCGUCAUAUUCAGGCUCCAUCUCUCCCUGCGAGCGCCGCCUCCGACGCCGCUUCUUGCGGCCGGCGCGCGGUCGUGACAGCGGUAUUCGAGCGUUUCACGGAGCGGGCGAUUAAAGCCGUGAUGAUGGCUCAAGCGGAAGCUAAGGUGCUCGGGCGAAAAGAGGUCGCGACGGAGCAGCUUUUACUCGGCCUAAUUGCGGAGGAUUUCGCGAGCGGCGGGAAACCCGGCGGUUAUCUCGGCUUGGGGAUGACUAUCCGCAGCGCGCGGGGCGCCGUCGGAGAAUUAAUUCGAGACGGUCGGCUGCCAGCCGCGGGGGGUCUCCCGGCCGGCAAGCCGGCGUCGGAGGUGCCGUUUUCGAGCGGCAGCAAGCGGGUGUUUGAGAAGGCGCUGGAAGAAUCGCGGAAGCAUCGUCAUAACUUCAUCGCACCGGAACAUCUGGCGGUGGCGCUGGUGCAAGUGGAACAGGAAGGAGCAGCGUUGGUGAUGGCGAGCCUGGGAGUGCAGCAGCAUCGCCUGCACGAGGCAGCGUUGGCGCGCCUCAAAGGCGAGCUGGACGGGGACGGGCGCUCCUCGGAAUCGAUCACCAACCCUUCCUCGCGGCCCUCCGCCAGCCCCAGCAGCAGCAAACCCGCCAGCUCGCCAGUGCGCAAGGGGCGUGGGAAGAAAGCAGCGCAGCAGAGCGCGUUGGAGCAGUUCUGCACGGAUCUGACGGCCAUGGCGGUGCAGGGAGGGAUCGACCCUGUGAUUGGCCGAGAGGCGGAGGUCGCUCGGGUGGUGCAGAUCCUUGCUCGUCGCACCAAGAACAACCCGCUGCUGCUGGGGGAGCCAGGGGUGGGCAAGACGGCCAUAGCAGAGGGCCUGGCGCUUAGGAUAGCAGAGAACGACGUGCCACCGUUCCUACAGGGCAAACGGCUUCUAUCCUUGGACAUGGGGAGGGUGAUGGCAGGAGCCAAGGAGAGAGGGGAGUUAGAAUUGAGGGUGACUUCUUUGGUGGCAGAGGCGGUGGCAGCAGCGGGGGAGGUGAUUCUGGUGAUAGACGAGGUGCACACGAUGGUGGGAGCUGGCGCCGUGGGGAGGGGCAGGGACGGUGGAGGGUCAGGACUGGACAUCUCGAAUCUGCUCAAGCCUGCUCUGUCCCGAGGGCAGAUUCAGUGCAUCGCCACCACCACCACCAGUGAGUUCCGCAAGCACCUUGAGAAGGACAAGGCACUGGCCAGGCGCUUUCAACCGGUGACGGUGGAGGAACCUUCAGAGGAAGCUGCCUUAGAAAUCCUACACGGUCUGAGGCACCUAUAUGAGGCUCACCACAAGUGUGUUCUCUCCGACUCCGCCCUGGCAGCAGCAGUCACCCUCUCUGCGCGCUUCAUCCCCGACCGCUGCCUGCCUGACAAGGCAAUUGACUUGAUAGACGAGGCGGCCAGUAGGAGCAGGGUGGAGGGUAGCAAGGGGAGGAGGAGGCGGGCGAGUGGGGUGCUGGAGAGGGGCGCGGAGGAGUACUGGCGGGAGAUUCGCAUGGCGCAGGCUGCACACGAAGCGGCCCAUGCGCGCCAGAACCCCUUCACCUCACUCACCUCCUUCCUCUCGCAAGACAAUCACGGCCACGUUGCCGACACCACCACCGCUGCUGACGCCGCCGCUGCUGCUGGUCGGUCCAGGAGUGGCAUCACCGGCAGGAGUGACAAGGACGACAGCCCCACGCACAUCACAGCAGAGCACAUAGCAGCAGUGGCCGCCCACUGGACGGGCAUCCCCCUGCAGCAGCUCUCGCUCUCCGACCAGCAGCACCUGGCAGGGCUGGAAGAGGCGCUGGAGACGCGCGUGGUGGGGCAGGGGCAAGCUGUGAGGGUGAUAGCACGCGCGGUGCAGAGGGCGAGGGUGGGGCUGAAGGGGGAGGGGAGGCCGGUUGCGGCUCUGCUGUUCUCGGGGCCGACUGGGGUGGGGAAGACGGAAUUGUGCAAGGCACUGGCAGCUCACUACUAUGGAUCGGAGGAUUCCUUGAUUCGUCUCGAUAUGAGCGAGUACAUGGAGCGCCACGCUGUCAGCAAGCUGAUUGGAGCGCCGCCCGGCUAUGUGGGGUACGGCGAGGGCGGCAAGCUCACGGAGGCCGUCCGCAGGCGGCCGUUUUGUCUUAUUCUCCUGGACGAGAUUGAGAAGGCGCACCCGGACGUCUUUAAUCUCCUGCUGCAGAUAUUCGAAGACGGACGACUGACCGAUUCGCAGGGCCGCCACGUGUCGUUCAAGAACGCCCUGAUAGUCCUGACCUCCAAUGUGGGCUCUCAGGCCAUUGCGAGAGGCGGCACCCACCGCAUCGGCUUCCUCUCGCCAGGGGAUUAUGCGGCUGCUGAUGGGAAUGGGGGGAGAGGUGGCGGGAGAGAGGCGCGGGCGGAUGCGGGGCGAUAUGCGGCGAUGAAAGAGGUGGUGAUGGAGGAGUUGAAGGCGCACUUCCGGCCGGAGCUGAUGAACCGCAUCGACGAGGUGGUGGUGUUCCGAGUGCUCGAGAAGGAACAGAUCCGAGUAAUUGCCACCAUGAUGGUCAAGGAGUCAGCUGAUCGUUUGGCCCUGAAAGGAAUCAACCUGGAAGUUUCCGAGGCGCUCAUGGAGCGAAUCUGCGAGGAGGGGUAUGACAGGGCGUACGGGGCGCGCCCGCUGCGACGUGCCGUCACACGAUUGGUCGACGAUCCGAUAAGCGAGGCUGUGCUGGCAGCUGAGGGGAGCAGCAGCAGCGGCCGCAACCGCCACGUCAGCAGCAAUGACCUGUCGGAAUCCCUGCCGUCCGUUCCCUCCGUGCUGCUUCCUGUGAUCGCAGCUCACGCUGCAACAAAUGCCCCCACCCCUGCUGCUGACGCCAGCGCACCCCUCAGUGAUGUCAGCGGGGUCAGGGAGGGUGCGUUUACACCUGGCGACACGGCACUGGUGGAUGUGGGGGGGGAUGGGGAGCCGGUGGUGAUCCGACUGCCUCGCCCUGACGUGUGUGAAAUGGGGCUGUGUCUUCCCUUCCUCAAACUGGCUGUUCCUGCUGCUCCCACCCUCUCCCUCCCUGACUAA
Closterium sp. Naga37s-1 is the source of this 3312-nucleotide messenger RNA. The record is from the annotation of a GenBank genome assembly. Lineage: Eukaryota; Viridiplantae; Streptophyta; Zygnematophyceae; Desmidiales; Closteriaceae.